This is a messenger RNA of Suillus plorans, 1239 nucleotides long. RefSeq lists its product as uncharacterized. Lineage: Eukaryota; Fungi; Basidiomycota; Agaricomycetes; Boletales; Suillaceae. The record is from RefSeq and is a predicted model, not a curated record. The coding region runs from base 140 to 1084 and encodes 314 amino acids. The transcript has 13 exons.
AUCUGUCCUAGGCUCGAACCUUCCUUAUGUGAACCUUUCGCUCCGAUAAUAAUCAGUCACCCGCGUCAACAACUGUGAAUUCUGGAACGGCAACACCAUCAACCUUCCCCACUCGCUCACACCCGAUGAUCCCUCGAACAUGCCCAUAGUCUCAAAUGAUCCCAGUUGGUGGGCGACAAUCGAUUUGAACAUUUUUGUAAGCUAUUGGAUGGUUGCAGCGGGCGUCGUGGUGGUAUACGAUUGGGUUUUAACACUCGGACAAGAGAUUGAACUCAUCUGGAGACAACGCUGGUCUCUCAUGACCAUGCUGUAUCUGAUUAUACGCUAUAUUGGAAUACCGUUUUCUGUUGUCUAUCUUCUGGAAAAUAUUCCAUCAGUAUUGCUAGAUGCAGUAAGCACUGUCCCGUACUACGCAUUAAAUGGCACAAGUUGGGCCUUGACUGCCAUGUUGGGCGUGAUCAUGAUUGCUCGGUUGCAUGCCAUGUAUCAGGGAUCUAGAACGAUGCUUAUCUUCCUUGUUAUCAUCUUCUUGGCUGUAAACAUCGCCUGUGGAGUAAUCAUUGCAAUAGGACUCAAAGAUGCUGUACUGGAGGAGUUCAUACUCUCUGGCACGUAUAUGUGCGGUUAUAUAUAUGAAACGGAUGAGCAGCUUCUGUAUACAAUGGUUUGGAUACUCAAAACUGUUUGGGAGGUCCUCGCAUUGUGUCUUUCAGUUUGGGUUGCUGUGAAACACUUCCGUGAGCUGCGACGACUCGGCCCAUCGACAGGAUCGACCAUCGGGGACUGUUUCAGAGUGUUGAUACAAUCUCACGUUCUUUAUUUUGCAAGCUUUGUUGGUGUCUCUUGCCUCCAGAUUGCUAAUCUCUCUCCAGAAAUCGAGAAUUCGAAUUCUAUCGGAGUUCUGAUACUCCAAGGUGCUCUUCAAAUUUUAUUGGUCGUGCAGAUGUUUGUGCUGGGACCACGCCUUAUCCUUAGUGUUCGAGAAUACAACGCCAAACUCGUGGCAUACUCCGAAGCAGAAACUAGUAUGAAUUCGAUUGUUUUCCAGGAGCACGUACAUAUAUCAACUAGCAGUAUUGUGUAGGGAAAUGGUUGCCGAGUGGUUUGCAGGGAGGAGAACUUUGAUCGAGGAUCCGUCGUGAUAUUUAUUCAUACUGUGUUUCGAAGUAUAUUUGAAAGGUUUAGGCAAACCUAUUUAUUAUUGUAUCACUACCGUAACGAAGCACCCGCGUUUGAACU